AUUCACUUCCUUUUUCUUCUUCUUCGAGUUUUUCGAACUUUGCCUUUGAAAUCCAAAGGUUAGGAAUGAAAACCCAUUUCAUGUCUGUUCACAAAAGUAGAUAAUUUCAGAAGGAAAAAAAAAAACCCACCUCAGAACUUCUUUUCUUAGAAGUUUCUAAGAGGUCUCUGUACAGGAAAAAUGGCAGUUUGCACAGUCUACACAACCCCUUCUCUCAAUUCAACCUGUUCAGUCUCCACACCAACAAAGACCCACUUGGGCUUCCACCAGAAACAGGUGUUCUUCUUCUACAACUCUAGCAGGAGAAGCUGCAGGAGAGCCAGCAGCAACAACUCUGAGAUCAUAUGCUCAGCAGAGGAACCUAAGACAGUGGUGAUAGGGUUGGCAGCUGAUUCUGGAUGUGGGAAGAGUACCUUCAUGAGAAGAUUGACAAGCGUGUUUGGUGGUGCAGCAGAACCACCAAAGGGUGGAAACCCAGACUCAAACACCCUAAUCAGUGAUACAACCACUGUGAUUUGUUUGGAUGAUUACCACUCACUUGAUAGGACAGGUAGGAAGGAGAAGGGAGUUACUGCACUUGACCCAAGAGCCAACAAUUUUGAUCUCAUGUAUGAGCAGGUCAAGGCUAUCAAGGAUGGAAUUGCUGUUGAGAAGCCCAUAUAUAACCAUGUCAGUGGUCUCCUGGAUCCUCCUGAACUUAUUAAGCCUCCAAAGAUCUUAGUCAUUGAAGGACUACACCCAAUGUAUGAUUCUCGUGUAAGGGAUCUCUUGGACUUCAGUAUCUACUUGGACAUCAGCAAUGAGGUCAAAUUUGCUUGGAAAAUUCAGAGGGACAUGGCAGAGCGUGGACAUAGUCUAGAAAGUAUCAAGGCUAGUAUUGAAGCCCGAAAGCCAGACUUUGAUGCCUACAUUGACCCACAGAAGCAAUACGCAGAUGCAGUUAUCGAAGUGCUGCCAACCCAACUUAUUCCUGAUGACAAUGAAGGGAAGGUUCUGAGGGUUAGGUUGAUAAUGAAAGAGGGGGUGAAGUUCUUCAGCCCUGUUUAUCUUUUUGAUGAGGGAUCCACCAUUUCAUGGAUCCCUUGUGGAAGGAAAUUGACAUGCUCAUACCCCGGCAUCAAAUUCUUUUAUGGCCCCGAUGCUUACUUCGGUCAUGAGGUGUCUGUGUUGGAGAUGGAUGGGCAAUUUGACAGAUUAGAUGAACUAAUUUAUGUGGAAAGCCAUCUGAGCAACAUCUCUACAAAAUUCUAUGGUGAAGUUACACAGCAAAUGUUGAAGCACUCUGACUUCCCUGGAAGUAACAAUGGAACAGGUUUCUUCCAGACCAUAGUUGGGUUGAAGAUAAGGGACCUCUACGAGCAGAUCAUCGCUAGCAAAGCUGCGCCUCAAGUAGAAGCAACCAAAGCCGCCUGAAAAAUGCAAUUUUGUAUUGGAGUCAUCUCAACAACUAUUCACUUUUA
Messenger RNA from Telopea speciosissima, 1460 nucleotides. RefSeq names its product phosphoribulokinase, chloroplastic-like. The transcript has 5 exons. The coding region runs from base 181 to 1413 and encodes 410 amino acids. The record is from RefSeq and is a predicted model, not a curated record. Gene Ontology annotation, cellular component: cytoplasm; chloroplast. Gene Ontology annotation, biological process: carbohydrate metabolic process. Lineage: Eukaryota; Viridiplantae; Streptophyta; Magnoliopsida; Proteales; Proteaceae. Gene Ontology annotation, molecular function: ATP binding; phosphoribulokinase activity.